Molecule: messenger RNA, 1014 nt
Organism: Oikopleura dioica
Lineage: Eukaryota; Metazoa; Chordata; Appendicularia; Copelata; Oikopleuridae
Source: the annotation of a GenBank genome assembly
AUGGACAGUGCUGAGCCUCUUUUCUUAUAUAACCACAAUAGUCCGAAAGUAGAAAGGACGAUUCUGGAGUCAAUCACCGAGGAUGAGCAGCAAUCACUCGCACAAGCUCAAACUGAUUACUGGCAACAAGAAAACUACUACGGUGAAGAUUAUCAACGCCAAGCCUACGGAGCUUAUUACGAUGAUCAAGGGUACGAAAACUGGGGACAUGAUGGGAUCGUUGAUCUAACUGGCAGAAACGAUCCUCCACUCGUGAAUAGAGAAGCUCAGUACCAAGAGUACCAAGAAAAUUUCGCGCAGCAGCAACAAGCGUACGAGCAGCAUCAAUAUAGUAACUACCAAAAUUUUGAUCAUGGAAUCGACGUCGGCCUCCCGCAGGUUCAUUCGAUGGGAGGUGGUUCUUUCCAUGGAUGGGAAGAGGAAGCAUAUCAUCAGCCAAUGGAUCCCUACGCAACAACGACCCAAACGAUUGUCUUUCCUCAUCCCCAUGAAGACUCGAGCACGCCUCCAGAAAGCCCAUCCCCUCCGAUUCGCGAAGAAGGAUGGAUGAGAGAGUUCCAUCAAAACUUCCCAUCGGGUCAACAUCACAGGUACCCUUACGAUAAGAGCUACAUGGAUGAAAAUGACAGCGAUGGAUCAUACAAUGGAGCAUCAACCUACUCAACGGAGAAUCCUUACAAGAAGUGGGAGGAAUUCUGCACAAUCUAUGCCAACCCGGGCUCUACUCAAAUUCAGCUUUGGCAGUUUUUGCUUGAACUGCUAAAGACACCGAAGCAUCAGCAUUGCAUCACAUGGGAAGGUGGAGAAGGUGAAUUUCGCAUGAUCGACCCGGACGAAGUUGCAAGACUUUGGGGCGAUCGGAAAGGAAAGCCAAACAUGAACUAUGGAAAGCUCUCCCGAGCUCUCAGAUAUUACUACGAAAAAGGACGAAUGACAAAGCUCCAUGGCAAACGAUACGCGUACAAAUUCAAUAUCGAAGUCAUCAAACGCGCGGAAAUAGAUGGCGCUCAAUAA